Messenger RNA from Mobula hypostoma (lesser devil ray), 1782 nucleotides. Its product is annotated as zinc-binding protein A33-like. Bases 16 to 1452 code for a protein of 478 amino acids. Gene Ontology annotation, biological process: protein ubiquitination. The transcript has 6 exons. Gene Ontology annotation, cellular component: cytoplasm. Gene Ontology annotation, molecular function: ubiquitin protein ligase activity; zinc ion binding; protein binding. The record is from RefSeq and is a predicted model, not a curated record. Lineage: Eukaryota; Metazoa; Chordata; Chondrichthyes; Myliobatiformes; Myliobatidae.
GUGAGAGGAGUUAACAUGGCUUCGAAAAGAAAGGCCGAGAGUUGGACAGAGGAGGUAAUUUGUCCUGUCUGCCUGGAUUUGUUCACCGAUCCGGUUAUACUGGUGUGCGGACACAACUUCUGUCGCUCUUGUAUCACACGGUGUUGGGAAAGGGAGGAAAGAAACUCCUGCCCGGAAUGUAGAGAGGUUAUUGUGGACCGCACACUCAGGGCCAAUCGGGCCUUAGCAAAUCUGGCUGAAAAAGCUCGAAAUAUAAACUUGAGUCCGAAAGACAAGGAAAGUAAACUUCACUGCGAGGAACAUGAGGAAGAACUGAAGCUGUUUUGUGAAACGGACAAGACACUGAUCUGUUUGAUCUGUGCAGUUGCGCAGGAACACAGAGAGCACCGCUUCAUGCCGAUUAAAGAAGCUGUUACACUCUACAAGGAUCAACUAAAAUCUUCCUUAGACUCUCUCACAAAAAAGAAAUCAGACUUCCAGGAAAAGGAGCAGCAACAGAAAGAGAAGAUUUCCGGAGUUCGGGAACAGUCACACAGUGUUCAGACCCACAUCACAUCCCAGUUUGCUGAACUGCGGCAGAUUAUCACUGAGAAAGAGCAGAGUUUUCUCAGGGAUCUCAGGGAAGCAGAGGCAUGGAUACUGAAUCCAAUGCAGAGAAAUCUUCGAGAGAUUCAAAAGAAUAUAAGGUUUAUUCAAGAGGAAAUCACUACGUUAAAGGAACAGAUGGCUCAAAAAGACAGUGUGAUAUUUCUCAAGGAGGAAGCUCGUCGGAACAGGAGCAAGAAUGACGAUGUCCAGGAAUUGUCAGUGACAGAUGAGUCCCUACCAUUUGAAAAAUUCGAUCACCUCUAUUUGUUGAACACAGUGCUGAGAGAAACACUUGAUGCCAAUUAUCGAGUCUCUGUCACCCUGGAUGUGGAAACGGCGAAUCCGCGGCUCGAGGUGUCUGAGGAUCGGAAGAGUGUGAGACGGACCCGGACCCGGAGGAAUCUCCCUGACACCGGGAAGAGAUUCACAUUCUGGGCUUGUGUGCUGGGAUCGGAGGGAUUCACAUCGGGGAGACAUUACUGGGAGGUGGGGGUGACGGGGAAUCGGCGCUGGUGUCUGGGAGUCGCCGCAGAGUCCGUGGAGAGGAAGGGACGGGUCAGUCUGAGACCGGAGACCGGAUUCUGGGUCAUCGGGCGGGAUGAUGACGUGUUACAUCGGGAUUAUUACGUGCUCAGUGGUCUCUUCUACUUCGGGUCCCGUCUCCCUGCCGGUCCCAUCCCCGGGAGGGUGGGAGUUUAUCUCAGUUACCAGUCCGGGACAGUUUCAUUUUACAACGCGGAGACCAAGUCCCAUCUCCACACCUUCACUGGGAAUAAAUUCACGGGGAAACUUUAUCCUUUCUUCUGGACUCGGCGUGCAAAUCGGUGGCUGAGAAUCUGCUCCGGUUCCGCUCCGGGUCUGUAAACGGGUCGGGUCCCGGGACCGGCGUCAGGAGUAAAAUCCCUGUAAAUAUAAACGUGCGGAGAGUGAAAUAAAUACGAGAUGAGAAUUAUCGAUCCAUUAAUUUUAACUCGUUCACCGCAUCCGACAACCGAACAGAAACACCGCGGAUUCAGCAGCAGCUGCGGGGCGGCGGGUCCUGAGCUCCUCCGGGUCCUAAAGUCUACCCGCACUGAGACAGGUUAAUUGGGACAAGUGGGGGUGGUGCUGACUGGGAGAGGGGGGUCGGGGUGAGUCUUGGUCAGAACAUAACAGACAGGAGCAGAAUUAGGCCGUUCAGCCCAUUGACUCCGC